AUGAAUCAAAUUUAAUAAACAAAUUAUUCUAAUUUAGCUCCACUCAGGCUUGCCCUAAUCCUAAUUCAACCUAUCGCCUACUCUCUCACACUCAAUUCGAUUCAAACCCCUCUUCAUCGUCGCCACGCAAAUCCCUAAUUGAGACCCCAAACUCGGAAUUCUAGAGCGAGAGAGAGAGGAAAAGGGCACAGGUGUCGAAAUGCUAGGUGGGUUGUACGGAGACCUCCCUCCACCCUCUUCGGCGGAGGAAGAGAAGCCGAGCAACGCCACCGUAUGGUCGAGCAGCGCCAAGAUGGCGCCGCCGACCCUCCGCAAGUCGUUGUCGGUCUUCGCACCGCCGCAGACCAUUCUCAAAUCCCAAACCAAGCCCAAGAUCACCGCCUCGGCGCCGGCACAGCCGAAGAUCGCCAUUUCCUCGAUAGUGCCGGCGCAUUCCGUAGUGCCGGACGACACAGCUCAAACGGCAUUGGUGGGCGUGACUUCGACGGUGAUGGAGGAGUACGAUCCGGCGAGGCCGAACGACUACGAGGAGUACCGGAGGGAGAAGAAGAGGAAGGCCAUGGAGGCGGAGAUGAGGAGGGAGCUUGAAAAGAGGCGGCAGCAGGAGGAGGAGGAGGAGAGGGAGAGGAGGGAGAAGAGGGAGAGGGAGGAGAGGGAGAGAGAGAGGGAUUACGGAGAUUCGCGGUUGAACAUCUCGGGUGAAGAGGCGUGGAGAAGGCGGGCGGCUAUGAGCGGGGCAGUGCCGAGGUCGCCUUCGCCGCCGAGCAGUGGAGACGGGUUUAGCAUCGGGAAGUCAGAGACGGUCGGGUUGGGCGUAGGCGCGGGCGGGCAGAUGACCGCCGCACAGAGGAUGAUGGCGAAGAUGGGAUGGAAGGAGGGGCAAGGGCUUGGCAAGCAGGAGCAGGGGAUUACUACUCCUUUGAUGGCCAAGAAAACGGACCGGCGAGCCGGAGUGAUUGUGAAUGCUAGUGAGCCGAAGCAGGAUAAGAAGGUGAAGAGUGUCAACUUCAAUGGGCCACCCACUCGGGUUUUGCUGCUUAGGAACAUGGUGGGGCCUGGUGAGGUUGAUGAUGAGCUAGAAGAUGAGGUGGCUUCAGAGUGUGCCAAGUAUGGAACAGUAACUCGGGUUCUUAUCUUUGAGAUAACAGAGCAAAAUUUUCCAACCAAUGAGGCAGUCAGAAUAUUUGUUCAGUUUGAGAGACCAGAAGAAACAACCAAAGCACUUGUUGACCUGGAUGGUCGCUACUUUGGAGGUAGGGUGGUUCGUGCCUCAUUCCAUGAUGAGGAGAGGUUCAGCAAGAAUGAGCUGGCUCCAAUGCCAGGGGAAAUCCCCGGUUAUACAUAAAUUGACUGUAAGUUUUUAGUGCAAGCUAAAUGAUCCUUGUCUAGGGUUUGUUGAAACAGAUGAGAUAGCAGACUAGGAUUUUGAUUUUCACUGGAAAUGUGAGAAGAGUUGUCCUGUGUUUGUUGUUGUAAGUAGCAUUCAAAUUGAGGAGCACAAACGAGGGGGGCAUGUUUGUCAGCACUCGUGAUCAUCAAAUCUUAACAAUUAGCCUGCUCAUCAUUUAUCUUGAUUCGAUUUUGUGCCUUGGAAAAGUAA
Messenger RNA from Alnus glutinosa, 1600 nucleotides. Its product is annotated as DNA-damage-repair/toleration protein DRT111, chloroplastic. NCBI's taxonomy places the organism in Eukaryota, Viridiplantae, Streptophyta, Magnoliopsida, Fagales, Betulaceae. The transcript is spliced from 2 exons. Gene Ontology annotation, biological process: mRNA cis splicing, via spliceosome. The coding region runs from base 200 to 1345 and encodes 381 amino acids. Gene Ontology annotation, molecular function: RNA binding. The record is from RefSeq and is a predicted model, not a curated record. Gene Ontology annotation, cellular component: precatalytic spliceosome.